Molecule: messenger RNA, 600 nt
Organism: Lachancea mirantina
Lineage: Eukaryota; Fungi; Ascomycota; Saccharomycetes; Saccharomycetales; Saccharomycetaceae
Source: the annotation of a GenBank genome assembly
AUGCUGCAGACCGCCCUUGUCACGUCAGGCGCCACGGUUCCGUUCCCUCAACUGAUUUCGACGGUACUGGACCCGCUUGUCCUUACCAAACUGCGAGAACUGGGUUUCUCGAGGCUUAUCGUACAGUACGGAAAAGGUUUCCGCCGCGAGUUUCAAGAGAUGCUAGCAAAUGCUUCGCAGGCGAGCAAUGUUGCAGACACAUUCUUGGAAUGCGCUGCACUGCAACGUGAUGCAGUGGACGUCGCGCAGUGUGAAGGACUUCAAAUCAUAGGGUUUGCGUUGUCGGGGAAAAUAGAGCAGAUCAUUGUACACGAAGCACAGCUGAUCAUAUCGCAUGCCGGUACCGGGUCGAUUUUGGAUGCGCUACGUGCACAUAAACGGCUCGUGGUCGUGGUCAACACCUCGCUUAUGGAUAACCACCAGGCAGAAAUUGCCGACAAGUUUGCUGCAGAGGGAUACCUAGUGUCUGCGACCGCCACGGUCGAGAGCGUCACGCAGUGUCUGGAGCGGGUGUGUCAUAGCGACGCGCCGCUGCGUUCGUUCCGGUCAGAGCGCAGCGCGCCUUUCCAACAACUGCUGACGGAGUUGGCGUUCCGGUAG